Pectinophora gossypiella (pink bollworm) is the source of this 1722-nucleotide messenger RNA. RefSeq lists its product as uncharacterized. Gene Ontology annotation, biological process: lipid catabolic process; phospholipid metabolic process; arachidonate secretion. Lineage: Eukaryota; Metazoa; Arthropoda; Insecta; Lepidoptera; Gelechiidae. Gene Ontology annotation, molecular function: calcium ion binding; A2-type glycerophospholipase activity. The record is from RefSeq and is a predicted model, not a curated record. The annotation marks the transcript as partial. The transcript is spliced from 4 exons.
GGUGGAUACCUAUUACAAUAUCUAAUCAGCGGGCUUAGCAUCGUAAGCGUGCGACUCUUUCUCGCCUCGACAUACGUCACCCGUCACUCUCUCACAGUACUGCAGAAAGAAACAGAUGAUCUCUGUCACGGCGAGGAGUCGCGUGUUGACGGUGCUAAGCCCGCAGAUUGGUCCAGGCGACUAACAUUCGACGAAAUAUACAACGAUACACAUUAUGUACAGAUACAACAGAGACCCAGGCCAUACGACAUACCAGACUACACUUAUAACCUAGCCAAUGACUUUAGAAUAAACCUAGAACAUGAUAGAAGAAUUGUAAAUAACUUUAGACAUAGUUUAGAAGAUGACAAAAAGAAGAAUGAUGAUAGAAGAAUUGUAAAUAUUGGACAUAGUUUAGAAGAACAUAGAAAAAACAAUGAGGAUAGAAGAAUUUUAAAUAUUGGACAUAGUUUAGAAGAACUUAGAGGGAACAGAGAUGAUAGAAGAAUUAUAAAUAACUAUAAAUACAGUUCAGAAGAAGAUAACGGAGGAAACGAAGUGGAUAUAGAAUAUGAUGUGGCUUUAAGUAGUGUGGUCAAGGAACCCCUUCUAGUAGGAUUCUCUCAUGACCCCUUCCGAUAUUCAGUACCUGAAGAUGAUUUUCUGAAAGGUGUAAGAAACAUGAACCCUAAAUCAAUUAUGAGUAAAGGCGAGAAUCGUGGCAAGCGAGGAGUCCUACACCUGUACAACAUGAUGUACUGCGCCACAGGAUGUGAACCCCUGGCCUACAAAGGGUACGGCUGCUACUGCGGCUUCCUGGGCUCCGGAAGGCCUACAGACGGGAUUGACAGAUGCUGCAAGAUGCAUGACGAGUGCUACGAAAACAUCUACUGCCCGUUCUUCACGGUGUAUUUCCAGCCGUACUACUGGAAGUGCUAUAAGGGUCAGCCUCUAUGCGCGUUGGAGAACUACCACACCCAACACCAGUUCAUCAACGGGUGCGCGGCGCGGCUGUGUGAGUGUGACAGGAGGUUCGCCAUGUGUGUGAAGCAGUACCCCUGUCCGAGGAGACGAGCGCUGUGCCGGUCUUCGCCGAUUAGGCUGCUGCAGAACUUACUCAUGUUCCGUUGAAGAUCUGUAUAACGUCGCCUUAUGGCAUAGAACGCAUAUAACGGCAACUCUCCGCUCCCCACCAGCGGCUGAGAUAUGUUUACCUCACUCCCCCUCGGUCUUACUUUAGUCAUCAAUCGAAUGAGCGUCAGACGUCACACACACAGAUGCGCGUGUACGAUAAUGUCAAUGUGUAGUGUCUGUGUAAAACGAGGAGUUUUUACCUCUUUCUCUUUCCUCCACUGCUUCCGAUCUUGAGCUAAGUAUGCAUCCAACUCGUCACGCCAUCUUUGGCACCCAUUUUGUAGUCUUCCUUGGCCAUAGUGUUUCCUAAAUACAUAGAUACUUGCCACUAUUUCAAAAAACACUCGUAGAUAAGUACUUACUUGAAUUACUUAAUAUAUUAUAUUAUUUCAUGACACUUUUGAUGAACAGAUUGUUAUACAAUAACGAAAGUAAAACACCAAAGAAAGUGGUGUCUGACUUGUUACCAGUCAUUCUUUAAUUAAUUAUUGUUCUGUAAUAAGCUUUACUUGUUUUCUUGACAUUUUAACAAGUGGUUUUUUAGUGAGAUAAUCUAUAAUUAUUUACCUAUAUAAAAACGAAAAGCCAAUGACUGUCUGAUUCACUCAU